CCAAAAAAGGAAUCACACACAUCAAAUUGUAGAAACAUUAAUCAAUUAAUGGCAAAGAUGACUCCUCCUCCUCUCCUGAUCCUCAUCUUAGGCCUUGCCAUCACAACACAAUAUUGCUCUGCGGAUGACGUUCUCCUCUCCCCCGAGGCGCUCUACAGCGGCCGCUCCCUAAACUAUGGCCCCUACAUGUUCACAAUGCAGAACGACUGCAACUUGGUUUUGUACGACUCUGGAAACCCCAUUUGGGCGAGCAACACCGGGGGGCGAGGGUACAACUGCCGUUGCGUGAUGCAGCGCGACGGCAACCUCGUUGUCUACGACCAGAACAACAACGCGGUGUGGGCCAGCGGCACCUCGGGGGGCGACGGCAAUUACGUGCUCGUUCUGCAGAAAGAUCGCAAUGUGGUGAUCUAUGGACCGGCGCGUUGGUCCACUGGUACGAAUUAUAGAGGAUCGCGUGGAGUUGUCGUUGUUGCUGCGCAGAAUUCUACGCUGCUGUUGUUGCUGCUGCUGCUGCUGCUGGGGAAGUGAUUGCUGAUGUCGGUGCCAGCGAUGCGCGUUGAUUAUGCUUGUUAGUAAUAUUGAGGGAAUGCUUGCUGAAUCUAGUUGUCUGAAUAAAAUUAAAUGAGAUGAAUGCAGGCUAGAAUGCAUGCUUAAGCACGUGGUGUUUUUUUAAUUUCGUGGAUGCAAGCGGUGUCAUCGCUGUACUUCAUGUCCACUGGCAUGAGGUCUAAAUAAAGGAUUGGGAUCCUCCCUCUACUAAAGCAUA
Messenger RNA from Asparagus officinalis (garden asparagus), 769 nucleotides. RefSeq names its product mannose-specific lectin-like. Lineage: Eukaryota; Viridiplantae; Streptophyta; Magnoliopsida; Asparagales; Asparagaceae. Bases 49 to 531 code for a protein of 160 amino acids. The record is from RefSeq and is a predicted model, not a curated record. The transcript has a single exon.